AUGAGUAUCCUCUAUCUCUCCCGCUUUGAAGCUCUCGUGAGCCUCUCGCAAAACGAGCAGCUCGAUAUUCCUACACGCUGGCCUCUGUUCCCAAGUGAGCACUUUUCUACUUUCCCGUGGGGCUCUAUACGAAUGCCGACGCAGUCGGCCAGGGCACGGAGAGAGCUGCUCAUGUGGCUCCUCUUCUGGGUGUUCCUGCUGUGGGUGUCGACCUACGCGCACUUGUGCAUCUCAUUCACCUCCUCGGUCGAUGACGGUCGCAAUGUGGCUAAUUUCAGGAUUGAGAAUUAUAGCAUCCUGCUCGCGACCUGCGCCACUAUUAUCCGGCUACUGGUGUCGAGUGUCUCUAACAAUGAAUCAACGAGCAAGGAUUACCCUGGCUCUGGCAAUCGAUCUGGUGGAGCGAGCCAGGGGCUAGAAUUGAACACUGUAGCCCACACACAUAACCAGAACACGCUCGGUCUCACUAUGCCCGUCCAAGACACGCAGAAAGGUCACCAUUCGUCAAGAGCCGAGUGUAUGGGAAUCCCUCAUGGGACGAGUGUGGUUAUUCGGACGGACAUUCAUUUUGACUUUGCUUCACAGAAAGAUCAUCUACGAGACGCCUCGUGGACUAACUAA
This is a messenger RNA of Aspergillus uvarum CBS 121591, 621 nucleotides long. RefSeq lists its product as uncharacterized. NCBI's taxonomy places the organism in Eukaryota, Fungi, Ascomycota, Eurotiomycetes, Eurotiales, Aspergillaceae. The transcript has 2 exons. The record is from RefSeq and is a predicted model, not a curated record. The coding region runs from base 1 to 621 and encodes 206 amino acids.